AUGACUGUUAUUCAUUCGAUCGAAGAUACUGGCAAGAAGAGAAAGGAAAGCACUUUGGCAAGUGAAGAGGAAAAUUCAGUCAAGAAAAUCAAGGAAAUUUCCACCUCCGAACAUGAUGCAAAGAUUGAUCAAUUAAUUUACCAAUCUUGUUCAUCAUCAACAGAACAAUCCUCAUCUGCUGAUGUCCCUUCUAUAUCUUCAUCUGCUCCAAUUUCUUCUGUACCUCUUAACACAACAGAUGAAGAACAAGCAAAUGAACAAAUUGACAGCUCCAAUUCUGAUCCAUCUUUAUCAACAUUUGCACUACAAUCAAAUGGCGCACUCAUUCCAAUGAUUCCUAUUCCUACCUCUUCCACUCUGAAUCCAAUCCCAACAGAAGAUGAUGAUGAAGAUUUAUUUAAUUUAGAUGUUUCAAUGUUUGUCUCAAAAUCAAAAUCCACAACCACAAACAUACCACUAACACUGAGUUUUGAAGAAAACUUAAAAAAGAGAAGAAAAGAAAUUGAAGAACAUGGAAAAGAUGCAAAGAGAUGUGAAGAGGAGAGGCAAUUAGGCAUGAAAUUGAAUCGAGAAAUUAAAGAUUAUGAAGCAAAUGGUGGCAAGAUUGAAGAGAAAAAAGAAGAAGAGAAAGAAGAAAUUGUGAGAUCUCUCCAUGAUCGAGAAUUCAUUGAAUUUAAGAAUGGAUUUAAGAGGGAAUUCUUGAGAUUCUUACCAUGUGAUAUUGGAAAGUUGGAUGAAUUGGGUGUAGCCGUUGAUAAGAUUGAGGCCAUUUUAGUUGAGUUGUUUCUAAUGGAAGAUGAAUAUGAUGCACAACAGUGCUUUGAAAUGUUGCAAAGUAUUGUUAGAUUUAGAACUAACAAUUAUGAGAUUUCAGACGAAAGUUCUGUAAAUAGUGGUGGGUUAGCCAAUAGUGAAACUAUUUCUGGAAGGUCAGGAAGUUGCAUUAGUUGUUCGAGUAGUUGUACUUGUGGCAGUUCAAUAGUUUCCAAUAUUUCUGAAAGUGAAACUAAUCCAACAACUAUUGUAACUCAUGACAAUAAGACUGUUCCAUUUGAAAACAUUGCUGAAUUAUCUUACAAUUAUCAAUCCAACUCAAAAUUCCAACAAGAAAAUAAGCCAGACGAAUCAAAAUCCAAGUCAACUCUUCCAGAAGAAAUCCAAAUCGACAUCAAACUCAACAAGUGGAGAAAAUAUUGUGAAAUUUUAUUCAAUCUCGGUUUUAAAAAGUUGAAAUCUCAACCAGUCAACCUCCAAAAAGACAAACAAUUUCUCAUGUUUGCUUGUCAAUUCGCUCUCCAUCAUUUACUCUGCUCUAGCUCUGUAAGAGCUGACAAUCAAUAUGAAAAUCACUUUUGGAAUUGUGAUAAGAAGAUUGAAUUUAAUAGUGUCUAUGUGGAGCCGAAUGAUAAUUUUGAAAGAUUGGAAUCUGGAAGUGGUCGUGGAGGAGAAAAAUUGUUUGGUCAACCUGAAAAUUAUUAUCAAAUUGAAAUUGAACAAAUUUCCUUUUUAUUUUCAUUAAUCGAUUCAGAAAUGGAGAAUGAAUUGGUUGUGAGCUUUUUGCAAGAUUUCAAAUUUGAGGAAAAAGUUUCUUCCUUCUCAACUAAUUGGAACGAAACUGCCAGUCAUUACUUUCCAUUUUUCUUUUUCAAGACAAUUUCCAGUUUAACUUAUGGGUUCAAUACUCAAAUCUAUUCAGUGGUUAGUAAGAUUGUAUUGCUCAUUAUUCGAAACAGUCUAGAUUUGGAAUCUUCCAUUACAACUGAACGAAUUUUACAAAUUCAAAUCGAGAUGGAAUUUACCCAAAAGAAGAUAUGA
Messenger RNA from Naegleria gruberi, 1815 nucleotides. RefSeq lists its product as uncharacterized. Lineage: Eukaryota; Heterolobosea; Eutetramitea; Acrasida; Naegleriidae. The coding region runs from base 1 to 1815 and encodes 604 amino acids. The transcript has a single exon. The record is from RefSeq and is a predicted model, not a curated record.